This is a messenger RNA of Zophobas morio, 1110 nucleotides long. RefSeq names its product transmembrane protease serine 3-like. The transcript is spliced from 2 exons. Gene Ontology annotation, biological process: proteolysis. Lineage: Eukaryota; Metazoa; Arthropoda; Insecta; Coleoptera; Tenebrionidae. Gene Ontology annotation, molecular function: serine-type endopeptidase activity. Bases 99 to 965 code for a protein of 288 amino acids. The record is from RefSeq and is a predicted model, not a curated record.
CGAUGCCUCUCGCAUCAAUACUAACUUAAGGUUGGUUCUUCCUUGAACGCUUUACACGGAUCUGUAACAUACAUUUUCGAAUAUAUGCUCUGAACGCGAUGUUCCUCGUCGUCGUCGUCGUCGUCGUCGUCCUCGUUAGCGUGUCACCGGCGUGCGCGAGCGGCGGCUUCCCCAAGUUCCCCGCCGACGCGUGCGGCCGCCGCGCCAUCCCCUGGAAGCCUGAGCGGGAGCCGCGCGUGGUGGGCGGCGAGGAGCCGCCGUACGGCGCCGUCCCCUGGCAGGUAGAGCUGCGCUUCGGCGACCGCCACCAGUGCGGCGGGGCUCUGAUCAGCGUGCGCCUGGUGCUGACGGCGGCUCACUGCUGGCUCGAGGGCCUGGUGGUGGUGGCCGGCGCGCACGGGCCCCCAGGCACCGCCCCCUACGAGCAGGUGCUGCGGGUGGAGCGCGCCAUCCAACAUCCGGACUUCCGCAAGCUGGGGCCGUACAGCCACGACAUCGCCGUGCUGCUCCUCGCCGCUCCCGGCGUGCGCUUCAACAUACUGGUCAAGCCGGCGUGCUUCGCCUACGAGUCGCCGCCACCGGGCACAUGGUGUGAGGUGUCGGGUUGGGGCGCCAGCGACCCCUCGACGCCGGACAGGCUUUCGCCGGUGCUGAGGUCGGCGGCAGUGCCGCUGCUCUCCCUGGAGACGUGCCGGAAGGACGGCGUCUACGGCGGACGGCAGCAGCCGAUCUUGGACUCGAUGCUGUGCGCGGGACACUUGAGAGGAGGAAUUGACGCGUGCGGAGGUGAUUCGGGUGGGCCGCUAGUCUGUGAGAGGGACGGGAGGCACGAACUGACGGGAAUCGUGUCCUGGGGAGACGGUUGCGCGAAAAAAGACAGACCGGGGGUCUACACGAGAGUGGCUAGCUUUUUGCCGUGGAUCAGGGAAUCCGCCCGGGAGUUUGGAGUGGACUACGAUUUCUGAGUGGUAGACCGUUUAUUUUUCUGUCUUGUACAAUUUAUAAUACUGAUCGAGUGACAUUUUUUGGGGACGGGACUAUGGUCGGAGCCAGAGUCGUAGCAAAAGCCUAAGUGUUGGGGGGCAAUCCAAACAGUUUUGCCAGUUUUGC